GAAGGAAUAACAUUGGAGAAACACAUCAAGUCCAAUAGAGCCCUUAACAUCUAUCUAUAUUAUAUAAACUCAGUUGUUAGUGUCUACCAAGUCCACAUAUAUUAUUGUAAAAGUGUCAUUGCUCAUGUGAAGGAAACUACAAGUGCGCUGAGAGGAUUCGUAUCAGCAGUACUAUAAACAUUACUAUAAUUAUGUAUUUAACUGUGUCAGAGAGUGGUGUAACGAUGACGAAGCCACCAGAAGUGGUGUCCAUGAUGGACGGAACCACCCCCAGCCUGACCGUCACCAGGCCUCCAGGGUUCAUCAUUUCCAGGCUAACAGCUGCUCUAUUCUUUACAGGAUUUGUGCUCAGCUUGCUAUUCGUAGCACUGCUGGCGUACGCGCUAGCUCCCUGCCACGGCAUGGGCAUGGGUCGACCCCGGGUGCUGGGUGGGGGCGGCUCUCCUACGGCCAACUGGAGGCGGGCCUCGCAGGACGUGAGGCUGCCCCGAUCUGUGCUGCCCCACAGCUACGAGAUUAAACUGGUGCCCUUCAUCUGGGAGGGCAACUUCACCUUCGCCGGUCAAGUCGAUAUUGUCGUCAAUGUCACUCAGCCUACCAGGAGCAUUACUUUGCACGUGAACGAUAUAGAGGUGCACGAAGCCACCCUCUCUCUGAUCAGUGAAGACUUGGAGUCUCCAAUCCGUGUGACUGAGGUGAGAAAUGACUCAGUCAAGCAGUUCCUUGUUGUUUCGCUCGGUGAAGAGCUCAAACCUGAACAGCAGUAUAAACUGUCAAUUCGCUAUACUGGCCAACUCAACGACAUUCUCCAAGGGUUCUAUCGCAGUUCAUACACCGUUAACAACACAAAGAGAUGGAUUGCUACCACCCAAUUCCAAUCGACAGAUGCUAGAAGAGCUUUUCCAUGCUUCGAUGAGCCGGCAUUGAAGGCCAAAUUCACAAUGCACAUUGCUCGUCCUUAUUCUAUGAUAGCAAUAUCAAACAUGCCCAAGAUUACCACAACUCCAGCUGAUUUCCCUGACCUUCCUGACUAUGAAUGGGACCACUUCAAGGAGAGCGUUCCAAUGUCCACUUAUCUUGUCGCAUUCACUGUUUCUGAUUUCGAGAAAAUGACAGAUGGUCGAUUUUCUGUGUUCGCUCGUCACGAUGCUCUCGCGCAGGCGCACUACAGUCUUGAGAUUGGUCCGAAAAUCCUCAAACACUAUGAACAAUACUAUAACAUCGAAUUUCCACUGCCAAAACUCGAUAUGAUAGCAUUGCCCGACUUCUCUGCAGGAGCUAUGGAGAAUUGGGGUCUCAUAACGUACAGGGAAACAACGAUGCUUUACCAAGACGGAAUCUCGACGAACAAGCACAAAAUGCGAGUGGCGACUGUGAUAAGUCACGAGCUGGCUCACCAGUGGUUCGGCAAUCUGGUCACACCCAGCUGGUGGUCUGACCUCUGGCUCAAUGAAGGAUUCGCCACUUAUGUCGAGUGUCUCGGCGUCGAUGCUGUUGAACCAUCAUGGCGGAAAUUGGAACAAUUUGUUACCGAAGACUUGCAGAAUGUUUUUCUACUGGAUGCCUACAAAUCUUCGCAUCCCAUUUCAGUCAAUGUCAAUCAUCCCAAUGAAAUUGACGAUAUUUUCGAUUCUAUUUCAUAUGAGAAAGGUGCUGCAGUGAUCAGGAUGAUGGACAACUUUCUCACAACUGAAGUCUUCAAAAGUGGAUUGACAAAAUAUCUUGAAGAAAGGGCUUACCAAAGUGCUACUCAGGAUGACUUGUGGCAAGCACUAACUGACGAGGCGCACAGAACGGGAAAACUGCCUCAAGAUGUGACAGUGAAGCAGAUCAUGGAUACCUGGACUCUUCAGACCGGAUUUCCUUUGGUCACUGUCACAAGGAACUAUGAAGAUGGCUCUGCCGAAAUAUCCCAGAAAAGGUUCAUUGUAUCGAAUCACUCACAAAACACCGAUAGAUCAUUGUGGUGGAUUCCUCUGACGUUCACCACUUCAAGAGAGCUGGAGUUCGAGAACACCACUCCUAGUCACUGGAUGAGGAAAGAACAAAGUAUCACAUUGAAGGAUCAAAGAUUGCCUCAGUCCAAGAGAGAUUGGAUCAUCUUCAACAUAAAAGAGACAGGCUUCUACAGAGUGAAUUAUGACACUCAAAACUGGCAGAGUUUGAUCAAUCAGCUUGUCGACUCUGAGGGAUUUAAACGAAUAGGAACGAUCAACAGAGCGCAGCUUGUGGAUGAUGCCCUGAAUCUUGCCAGGGCGAAUGUGAUCAACUACACUUUAGCAUUAGAUGUCACACGCUAUCUGAAGCAAGAGCUCGACUACUUUCCCUGGAAAUCGGCAUUUAAUGCAUUCGAUUACCUCGAAAAUAUGCUGAGCAAGAGUGCUGGAUAUGACAAAUUCAAGGCUUACUUACUGCAGCUGGUAGCGCGACUGUACGAAGACGUGGGCUUCAUGGACAAUAUGACUGACAGCCAGCUGCGCGUGUUCAAGCGAGUGGAUGUACUCAAGUGGGCUUGCACGCUCGGACAUGAGGAUUGCGUGCGCAAUGCUGUCACUCAGUUCCAGAAUUGGCGCAGCUCGCCCUAUCCCGACAGGAACAAUCCGAUCUCUCCAAACUUGAAGGCAACAGUUUACUGUACAGCUAUCCAGGUUGGAGGACAGAUGGAAUGGGAUUUCGCCUGGCAACGAUUUCUCAAGGCAAAUGUCGGCUCUGAGAAAAAUCUCUUGCUCAAUGCGAUGGGAUGCUCAAGAGAGCCUUGGAUUCUGAGCAGGUAUAUAAAUUGGGCUGUAUCACCAGACUCCGGCAUCAGAAAGCAGGAUGCUCCAACUGUGUUUGCCGCACUGUCAGGCAAUGUCAUUGGACAGAGUCUGGCUUUCAACUUCCUCAGAGAAAAUUGGCCAAGCUUGAAAGAAUAUUUUGGAGAAUCAAUGUUCACCCUCAAUACGCUUAUCAGACUCUCGACCAAUAGGAUGAACACAGAUUUUGAGCUGAAAUCAUUGAGAGAGUUCGUGGUAGAGAGGAAAUCAGACUUGGAAUCAGCCAGCAAAGUAGUGGACCAGGUACUGGAGAACGCACAGGCCAACGUUAAUUGGAUGAGAACGAAUUACAAAACAAUCAUAGCCUGGUUGACCUCUGCAGUCAAUAGCACCACUAUUUCACAGAGGAACACUCGAUUGAGUUAACAAACAAAUACAUUUAAAUAGUUUUCUACUGAUUUGACACGAAUAACAUUCGUGAUAAUGAAUUAGGUAUUGAUUGUGAAAACUUGUCACAGGUGGGUAACAAGGUGACCUGUUUGAUCGCCCACCUUCUUAUGGAGUAGAGCUCUUGAUACUGAUUAUAUCAGAUUGAGUAAUAUUGUACAGUUGAAUGUGAUCAGAGCAGGAGGAGAGAAUUCGUCUCUGAGGAACUGUAAUUUGCAACAUCUAACGUCUCAAAUUUGACACAUCUCAUGCCGUUGUUGAGGAUUCAUAAGAUCUUAACGGUCCUAAAUAUUUUUUAUGUUUUGCAUAAACGUUGUAUAUGUAUCAUUCUCUUUCUUGAAUGUGUGAGAAGAUGUUUGUCUGAUCUUUAAUGCGUAUGUCUGUAUUUGUGAGCAGCUUUGUAUGUAUUUUUAUUAAUUUAUUAUUAUACAAUUCAACGGUAUGUGUUAGACUUACACAUUCCAUAACUGAUUCUGUUGAUUUGAGUAGUAUUUUCAAUAAAGUUAUUCUAGUCUCUCCAGUAGGAUUAGAUCUUAUUAUGACAACAUUAUAAUAGUUGGAGGUGGAAAUAUUCCAUUUUCUCAUUUUUACGCUAUUUGAAAACAAAUGUAUCCUCAGACAAAAUUGUAGAGAACUACACAAUUUUCAUUUUGUGAAACUUAUGGAUAGGAAUAAUUGAAUUUAUAAUUUAACAUACCUCUCCAUCAGGUUCCUAUGUGGAUAUAAUACUGUAUUUCAACUGCUGUACUUGAUAUCAGUUUCUAGAGAGUGUCUCCAAUAAAUUUUCAGAUGAAGAAUACAGUAUUUCUGAUAAAUUCCAAAUCCUUUUUGUGUAGUUGAGAAGUUGAUAUUGUGGUAAUUAUUCAUAUUGAAUGAAAAAGACUAAGAAAUUGUCAAAAAACCACUGAUUUAUUGAUAAUUAGAAAGACCGGUUUCGGUUAUUACAUCAUUGUCAAUCUCUGAUAAACUGAAGAGUUUAUCAGAGAUUGACAAUGGUGUAGGCUUAAUAACCAAAACCGGUCUUUCUAAUUAUCAAUAAAUAAGUGGUUUUUUGACAAUUUCUUAGUCUUUUUCAUUCAAUUCCAAAUCUAAGUGAUAUUUUCAACUUUUCUCUCUUAUGUGGACUAACCCCCAUUUUUCAAUGGAAAUUUAUUUUUCAAUUGAAAUGGAAAAAUAUUUUUUGUUUCUUUCUAAAUUAUCAAGAUGAUUAAAAGUACUCGGGUCAGUUACAAGAGAAUAUUUGAAGAAAGUUCCUUAAAAUUCGAAAUCCAAAUAACUUCAAUAGAAUUUAGACCUAUGCAUGAGUCUCAUAAUCUGUGACUUAUGUACAGUCACCCAACGCAAAAUUAUUUUUUCCUGACUAUCAGGAUGGGAGGAUUCUGCACUAGCCGUGGAAUUUAUUACAUAGUGAUACCACUGUGAAACAUAUUUGAUUUUAAGGACAUUAUGACUUUCCUAAACGCUUUAUCUGCUAAAUUCAUAUUCCAACAAAGUUUAAUGUUAGAAUAAUAAUAAUAAAACGCGUAUAUAUAUUUUUGUCAAACACUUAAUUACUAAAGUAUUCUUAUUUCAGUGUAUAGUAGUUUUAUUUAAUAAUAAUUUCCUCUUGAAGUAUUUACAAUAUUAUGAUACAUUAUUGUGUAUAUAUUAGCCUCCAGAAUUUGUAUGAAACUAGCAUAUAGAUAAUAAUACAGUAUGAUAGUUUAAUGAAUAUGUAUUGAUGUAAUAUUUUCUUAGCAUUAUAAAUAUACUAGGUGAAAUAAUAAUUAUGAUGUGUGAUUGAGAGUAAUAAAUUCUAGCUUUCUAUUGAUGUAAUUUUUCUACUAAAACGUUUGAAUUUAUUGAUAUCAAUAUGUUGUACUUAUGUGAUGUAUCAAUCAUUAUUGUGUAAUAAAAUUUAAUAGUUCGUCUACAUUAUAGACUAAUAGACUAUAAAAUACAUUGAAUUAUCAUGUUUGAAAAAACUCCUUUCUACUGCUAUAUUGAUAUUGUAAUAUGAACGUUUAAUUGGUAAUAACACUGUUAUUUCUUGUUAUUAUAAUUAAUAAAACAAUUAGAUGGUUA
Nilaparvata lugens (brown planthopper) is the source of this 5267-nucleotide messenger RNA. Its product is annotated as aminopeptidase N. Bases 192 to 3182 code for a protein of 996 amino acids. The record is from RefSeq and is a predicted model, not a curated record. Gene Ontology annotation, molecular function: peptide binding; metalloaminopeptidase activity; zinc ion binding. Gene Ontology annotation, cellular component: cytoplasm. NCBI's taxonomy places the organism in Eukaryota, Metazoa, Arthropoda, Insecta, Hemiptera, Delphacidae. Gene Ontology annotation, biological process: proteolysis; peptide catabolic process. The transcript has 18 exons.